This is a messenger RNA of Morus notabilis, 1487 nucleotides long. Its product is annotated as protein phosphatase 1 regulatory inhibitor subunit PPP1R7 homolog. Bases 130 to 1152 code for a protein of 340 amino acids. The record is from RefSeq and is a predicted model, not a curated record. NCBI's taxonomy places the organism in Eukaryota, Viridiplantae, Streptophyta, Magnoliopsida, Rosales, Moraceae. The transcript has 7 exons. Gene Ontology annotation, molecular function: protein binding.
CCGAGGACGGGAAACGUGUUGAAAAAAAAAAAAAAAAAGGGACGAGGGACAAUCGUAUUUGUCGGACAAAAAGGAACAAAGCCACGGGAAAACGUACGCAAACCUUUGAAGCUUUAUAGUUACUUUUCAAUGGCGGAGACCGGAGCAGCGCCAGCGCCGGCACCGAAUCCAGAGGCGGAUGACGACGAUCAAACGGUGGAGCUCGACCUCUCAUCCACAGUCCUCGACCUCACGAGCUUUCAGCUCCACGAUCUCGACUCGGUCGAGUUGCCGACGAGUCUGACCGAGUUGGACCUCACGGCGAAUCGGCUCUCCAGCUUGGAUCCUCGGAUUGGAAACCUCUCGAACCUCAAGAAGCUCUCUCUGCGCCAGAACCUCGUCUACGACGCCGCCGUCGAACCGAUCUCUCACUGGCACGCCUUGGCUGGCCUCGAGGAGUUAGUUUUCAGGGACAAUAAGUUAACGAAAAUACCUGAUGCUAGCAUAUUCAAGCGGCUUUUGGUCUUUGAUGUUUCUUUCAAUGAGAUUACUGCUUUACAUGGAUUGUCCAAUGUCAGCAACACCCUUAAGGAACUAUAUGUAUCUAAAAAUGAAGUUCCUAAAAUUGAAGAGAUUGACCACUUUCAUGAACUGCAAAUUCUUGAACUGGGAUCCAACAGAUUGCGGGUUAUGGAAAAUUUACAAAAUUUGACAAAUUUACAAGAGUUGUGGCUGGGAAGGAAUCGUAUCAAGGCUGUGAAUUUAUGUGGGUUGAAAUGCAUCAAGAAGAUUAGCUUGCAAAGUAAUCGUUUAACUUCUAUGAAGGGAUUUGAGGAAUGUGUUGCUCUAGAAGAACUAUACUUGAGCCAUAAUGGGAUUUCCAAAAUGGAAGGCUUAUCUACCUUAGUCAACCUUAGGGUCUUGGAUGUAUCAUCGAAUAAGAUAACUUCUGUGGGUGAUAUUGGAAACCUGACACAAUUAGAAGACCUAUGGCUGAAUGACAACCAAAUUGAACUGCUUGAAGGCAUUGCUGAAGCCGUUGUGGGUUCAAGAGACAAGCUUACAACUAUCUACCUCGAAAACAAUCCAUGUGCAAAGUCUCCCGGUUAUUCUACUACUUUGAGACAAAUUUUCCCAAAUAUUGAGCAAAUUGAUUCUGAUAUGUUUGCUUAGAGGACAUGGUAUCGUUCUAUCGGGGCAGCAUCCUUGAAAGCACUAAACGACCAUGGCUUAUAGUUAGGCAAUGUCUGGUUCAGGGGUUUUUUCUGAUUUGGUGUAGCAAACUUCCAGUACCUACUCAAGCAUGGACUCUUGUCAAUUUUGCAAUUGGUCAAACCACGACUUUUAAUGAUGUUUCCAGUUUAUUUAUGCCUCGCUCAUCCUGUUUUAUUUUCUUUUUACACAUUAUAUGAGCUUUUUUUUUUCUUUUGUGACAUGAUAAUUAUGUAUAUUUCUUUUUUGUUUUUUUCAAAGGGAUUACGUAUCCUUUUGGAUGCUUGAUGUUUUUA